Messenger RNA from Mustela lutreola (European mink), 2726 nucleotides. It is a transcript of the gene C9, whose product is annotated as complement C9. Gene Ontology annotation, molecular function: protein binding. Bases 45 to 1703 code for a protein of 552 amino acids. The record is from RefSeq and is a predicted model, not a curated record. Lineage: Eukaryota; Metazoa; Chordata; Mammalia; Carnivora; Mustelidae. Gene Ontology annotation, cellular component: membrane attack complex. Gene Ontology annotation, biological process: immune response. The transcript is spliced from 11 exons.
GAAUCCAUCUGGCCAUUCCACGCGGGGCCGCCUAGUCAGAGCAGAUGUUUGCCAGCCAGAGGUUUGCCUUUGCACUAUGCAUUUUAGAAAUAAGUUUGCUGACCGCCGAGCCCACUCCUAGUUAUGGCCCACAGGUAGUAGAAGACAAUGAGAAGCCACUUCCCAUAGACUGCAGAAUGAGCUCCUGGAGCGAAUGGUCAGAAUGUGACCCUUGCCUCAGACUAAAGUUCCGUUCAAGGAGCAUUGAGAUCUUUGGACAAUACGACGGGAAGAAGUGCAUAGAAGCAGUGGGAGACAGACAACUGUGUGAACCCACUGAGCCCUGUGAAGACGUGGAGGAGGACUGUGGCAAUGACUUUAAAUGUGGUACAGGCCGAUGUAUCAAGAGACGGCUUCUGUGUAAUGGUGACAAUGACUGUGGGGACUUUUCAGACGAGGAUGAUUGUGAAGGUGAUCCCCGUCCCCCCUGCCGUGACAGAGUCGUGGAAGAAUCUGAGCUGGGGCGGACGGCCGGCUAUGGGAUCAACAUCUUAGGGAUGGACCCCCUAACCACACCUUUUGACAAUGAGUACUACCAUGGACUCUGCGACCGCAUUCGGGAUGGAAACACCAAGGUCUACUACCGCAAACCCUGGAACGUGGCUUCUCUGGCCUAUGAAACCAAAGCCGAUAAAAAUUUCAGAACUGAAAGUUACGAAGAACAGCUAGAGGUAUUCAAAACCGUUGUCCAAGAGACGACAUCAAAUAUUAAUGCAGAAGUAACUUUAAAAUUCACACCUACUGAAGCAAUUGAAAAGUAUAAAAGUACGCCUGAAGAAGGAAAGUCUCCUCGCAAAAAUUUCUUCCAUCCUACAGAAGGUGGUGGCAAAUUUGGACUCACAUAUUCCAAAAAUGAGAGUUACCAGAGCUUACUCUCACGUUCUUCUAAAACGGAAAAAAUGUUUCUGCUUGUGAAAGGAGAAAUUCAACUGGGGAGAUUUGUGAUGAGAAGUCGGGAUGUCGUUCUGACACAAACUUUCUUGGAUGAUUUAAAAGCUCUGCCAAGUACCUACGCAAAGGGGGAAUAUUUUGCAUUUUUGGAAACCUAUGGAACCCACUACAGUAGCUCUGGGUCUUUAGGAGGAUUCUAUGAACUAAUAUAUGUUUUGGAUAAAGCUUCCAUGAAACAGAAAGGUGUUGAACUAAGGGAUGUAAAGAGAUGCCUCGGGUUUGAUCUGGGUUUUUCUCUGAAAGCUGGAGUUGAACUCGAAGGAAAUUUUAAUAAAGAUGGUUGUUCAAAGACGGGUAAAGGUAAUAGUGUAAACAUGAGCCGUGAUGGCAUCAUCGAUAACGUUAUUUCACUCAUAAGAGGAGGAACCCCAAAAUACGCAUAUGAACUGAAAGAGAAGCUUCUCAAAGGAGCCAAGACGGUUGAUGUAACUGACUUUGUAAAUUGGGCCACUUCCUUAAGUGAUGCUCCAGUGCUCGUAAACCAAAAACUAUCUCCUAUACAUAAUCUGGUUCCAGUACACAUAAAAGAUGCACAUCUAAAGAAACAAAAUUUGGAACGUGCCAUUGAUGAUUAUAUCAAGGAAUUCAAUGUGGCAAAAUGUGACCCGUGCAAAAAUGGAGGUACCGUGAUUCUGCUGGAUGGACAAUGUCUAUGUUCCUGCCCCAUCACAUUUUCGGGGAUUGCCUGUGAAAUCAGUAAACGAGUAACUUAAGUGCCUCCUGCAUUCACAAUUCCCUAAGACUAAACGGGAUGUCAUGGUGUACCACCCAGAUCUCCCUUCAGGAUCAAGUACCCAUCCCUCCACCUCCUAGGAGUGCCACCUGCUGAUAUUUCACACACCAUUUCAGUUCUCAACGGAAAUCACCCUGCGACAAAGAACCAGCCACACCCAAGGUUGUGCUCCCAGCCUGAGGGAGGCUCAUUAUCUGCUAACUGGUCAGUGUGGUCGGCAUUUGAUGGGCCAGCCCUCUUGCCUCAAUGAAGACAACUCAGAAGUGCCAUCCAGUUUCAGAGCUCCCCAUGUGAUUUGCCGAACCCUCUGUUGCAAGAGCAUCACAAUUAAAUUUCCCCUUAUUCCUAAUUUUGCUUUCCACAUUCCUCAUAUAUUUUUUUCCCCCAAGAACCCACACUAAUAAAUAUGCUGCAUACAAACUCAGAUUCUCAGAGUCUAUUUCCAAGGGAAUACUAUCUGCUACAGAAUCUGAUUGGAUCAAUUGAGCAUUACUCCAUUAUCUAAUACAUAGUGUUUCUAAAGCAGAAUGAGUUUCUAAUGAUAGCAUAAACUCCUGGACUUCCUUAUGUCUGUUCUAUAUAUAGUGGACAUUUGCCAAGAUGCUAAUUUUUAUUCUAAAUGGAUAUGGCCACAGUAGCAGGGCCAAUUACCUAAAAUGUGAUUUUUAUGUGUUUGCUUCAAUUAAAAACAAAAACUAGACAGAAGAUGCCUGGGACCCAUGGACUCACAGUAAGAUAACACAUAUAAAAGACUAAUGAAGGACUUGAAUUUGGAGAAAGCAUUCAAAACUAUUUGGUAUUAUUAUCAUUGAUGCUUAUUUCUACAUCUUUUUUAUAUGCAAGCAAAUAAGAAAAAAACACAUAUAUUUAGAGAGAGAGACUUAGAGAGAUAGAGAUAUCCUUCCUUUCCCAUUUUUGUUCUUUACCCAAUGGUAGUAAAUUAUAUAUGUUGAUCCAUGUCUGGCUUCUAUCACUUACAAUAAAUCGUAAGAAUCUUUCUUCA